Molecule: messenger RNA, 4197 nt
Organism: Caenorhabditis angaria
Lineage: Eukaryota; Metazoa; Nematoda; Chromadorea; Rhabditida; Rhabditidae
Source: the annotation of a GenBank genome assembly
AUGACGCUUCUAGAUUUAUUCAAGGUAGGUUUUAUUUUCAAAAAAAAAAGAAUUGUUCCGCAAAGCUUUGGAAACUUGGAAAUUUUAAUUUCUGAAGAUAUUAGAACUCGUAAAAACCGGCUGGAAAAAAUUUCAUACUGUAGAACUUUUUUUCAAGGUUACAUUUAUUUUUAAAAAAAAAGUAUUGCGUAUCUAGUUGUUGCGUAAUAGUCUGUGAGCUUUUUUUGAAAUGUUCUAAAUUUCAAAAGAGAACCUUGAAAAUAAGAAAAUUUUAAAUUAAAAAAAUCGAACUUUUCCUAAAGCGGGAAUCUGAUACAAGCGUCCGAUGCUCAAAAUAUUUCAAUCUCUGAACGUUUCAUUGAAGUUUGAACUUGAUUUUUGUUAUUCCCCAACUUCCUGAUCAAAAUAACACUCCAAAGAAUGUUUGACGAUGUAGAAUAUGAAUAUCAGAGCUUCACUUGAUAGCAAGAAAAAUUAGAAAAAAGCUCAAGUAGAUCAUGAGAAUAUAAUUUUUGUUGUUUUGUUGCUUUUUGUAAAUCAAUGUUCAUUGAACAUAUUGUUUAUUUUCUCUGGAUGGUUUUCGAAUUUUUCUGGACACUAAUUAAGGUAUGAACUAAAUUACCGUAGUCAUUUUGAUCUACCAGUGAAAAAGGUAUCUAUAAUUAGAUUCAAAUCGGGAUGUUUUUUUUUUAUUUUUUCAGGUUGAUUGAACUCAUGUGGUUUAAUUAAUUCAGAGAAUAAUCAAGAAAAAAUGAUCAGAACAUCAGAUGUCUCCAAGAAGACCAAAAACUAUAAAUAGAUGCUUAGAUUCAAUGAAGAAAAUAUAGUUCAGAAACUUUCAUAUUUCCAAAUCGCUAACCACCGGAGAAGCUUUUUUUUUUUAGAAAAUGGUAGACUAGGGGCUGUUAGCCCCCAGGCGUAACAGUCUUCUAAUUUAUUUCAGUUUCACUUUUUUCUGUGAUUAUUGUCACUUUUCUGUGGAAAAUUCUGUGGAAACUAGAAGAGCUUCCAGAUUUACAAAUUUUUGACCAAAAAAAAGUUGAUUAAAAAAAUAGAAUUUUCUUUAGACAAUACUCAAUAGAUGCUCACUAAAUGAAAAAAGGGCCGAUUUUUUUUCAUCCAACUAAAAAACUCGGGCCGAUUUUUUUUUUGAAAAAACUGAUGAAAAAAAUCGGCCCGAGUUUUUUAGUUGGAUGAAAAAAUCGGCCCGAGUUUUUUCAAAAAAAAAUCGGCCCGAGUUUUUUAGUUGGAUGAAAAAAAAUCGGCCCGAGUUUUUUCAAAAAAAAAUCGGCCCGAGUUUUUUCACAAAAAAAAUCGGCCCGAGUUUUUUCACAAAAAAAUCGGCCCGAGUUUUUUCAGAAAAAAAAUCGGUCCGAGUUUUUUCACAAAAAAAAUCGGCCCGAGUUUUUUCAAAAAAAAAUCGGCCCGAGUUUUUUUCAAAAAAAAAUCGGUCCGAGUUUUUUAAAAAAAUCGGCCCGAGUUUUUUUUCAAAAAAAAAAUCGGUCCGAGUUUUUUCAAAAAAAUCGGCCCGAGUUUUUUCCAAAAAAUCGGCCCGAGUUUUUUUCAAAAAAAAAUCGGCCCGAGUUUUUUCAAAAAAAAAUCGGCCCGAGUUUUUUCAAAAAAAAAUCGGCCCGAGUUUUUUCAAAAAAAAAAUCGGCCCGAGUUUUUUCAAAAAAAAAAUCGGCCCGAGUUUUUUUCCAAAAAAUCGGCCCGAGUUUUUUCAAAAAAAAAAUCGGCCCGAGUUUUUUACUAGUAAUUUACACUAGUUGAUUUCGAGUUGAUUUCCAAGAUAUUCCCAAUAUUUUUUGCAAAACUUGUUUUUUUUUCAAUUUUUGCUUUCAAACUUUGACCGUUUUCUGUGGUCAUUUCUGUUUUCGACCAAAACUCGAUUUUGUUUUUCAAAUUGCAAAUCAAACCGAAUAUGCUAAUUGUGCCAUGUGAGAUAAACCAUGCAUGAAUAAAGGAUCGAAGACUGACCACGAGGCAACACCGAUGUCAUCAAAAAUAUAUAAGAAUUAUGAAGUAGAUAGAACAAAAGUCAAUUUUAACACGAAAAUAUUUAGAGAGAUUUUGCGGAUCAAAGUUUUAAUGUAAUUUUAUUUUCGGAAAAAAAUCGGCAAAAAUCAAAAAUGUUGGAACAUCCGAAAAUGAGAACAAGGGGGACCCCAUUGAAAAAUGCUGCUUCCAUCAAGACACCACCCAAUCGGGUCUUUAUUACAAUGGUAGAUUUUCAGAUGUUCUGGAUUUUUGGCUUUGAUAUGAGCAAUUCUGUAAUCACUCUAGGAAUAAAUUUAAUAUGAGAAAUGGGCAAGAAUUUAGUGAGAAACCAAUAUUCUGUACAUUUUGCAACGACUAUUUUCAGAACUCUAAACCCUGAUUUGGACUCUGAACAACAACUAUAUUUACUCCGUCAUGAGUUUUGACGCGUCAAUGAUUUUCAUUCUUCUCGUUGCAAACUACAUUGUUCAUUUUCUUUUUUUCUGGGAAAGUCUAGUAUCAAAUCUCGUGGCUCUGAGAAUUUGUUUUUUCUCCACUAAAACUCCCAUAUAGUUUAUAUUCACAUAGUUUCGUUUUUUUUCAAGCGUGAGAAUAAACAACAGCAUCACAUCAGACCCAAUAAAUAUAAAUAUUGCAGAAGCAUGAGAUAAAUUGAUUUUGUCACGUUUGAGCUUUCGGGUUACUGUAGUUGAUCUCAAGCUCAAAGAACUUGUGACAUUGUCCCGCCUCUUUUCCCUCGAGAUCACAUAUAAAUACUGACCACUAGUUCAAACUUGAGACAAAUAAAUUCAUUAUUUGCUAAUAAUUUGAUAAAAUGGCUUGGGAAGUUUUGCAGGUACUUUAGUUUGGAAAAACCUUUUUAAUUAAACGAAAUCAGGCUUUGACCUUUUAGAAGACCUUAAACAAAUAAACAAAAUCCUCAUUAAAAUGCUAAAUCCAAGCUAGAAAAAAAAGUUGCUCAUCUCAUCUCAUUAUUUUUAGAUGUCAACCAGCGAAACGGAUGAUGAAGCACUCAUUGCACGAUCACUUUUAUAUAUCGGAUGUGGAUUUCUUGUAUUACUUCCCAAUGCGUUUUGUAUUAUUGUUUUCAAUUCGUCAAAAGAGUUUCGACAGAAAUUUGUGUUUUUCACAAUGUUGUCACUUUCUGAUAUGGUAAUUUUUUUUGAGAAUAUAUUUUUCUCAGACCUCCACAGUUUGUAGUUGUGAAGCCAUUGAUCUCAAUUUUCCAGAUAAACGGCAUCAGUUUCAUUCUUGCUGGAAUGGGAAGAUACAAUCUCAUCUUGGCACAUCGAUUCCACAUUCAAACUUCCAAAUCUGAAUGUAUCACCCAAUUUGUGUGGCCAAUAUUUAUGUUGAUUGGCGGACAAUUGCCAGCCACAUUUCAUUGUCUUUUGACGGUUGAAAGAGUGUUGGCUGUGAAUCGAGUUAGUUGGUAUCGAAGUCAUUGGUCGUGGAGACAUCGAAUGUAUUUGACUAUUUUGGGCAUUACCGGAUGUGUGGUUAGUUGUAAGUUGAAAUAACUUUCCAAAAAUAUAUAUUUCAGGCACUGAACUUGUUGGCAAUUUGGAUUUCAUACCACGACGAAAGUCGAAACAGUGAUCGAAUUUGUGCCGUUUUCGAUUCAACUGGAAUUAUUUAUGGAACCGCUCAUUAUAUCCUAAUCGCUUUCUCAUAUUUGAUUGCUUUUGUUGUUACUUUGAACCUGUUUUGGAAAUCGCAUAAGAGCAAAUUUUUGAACACUUCCGAACGUCGAAAACAAAUGGCAAUUUUGAUUUUAUCGGGGAUCAAUGUUAUUAUGGUUAGCUUUCCGAAUACUGUGUUGGUCGCUGAUGAAUGGCACGGAAAAGGAUUCAAUGUUCUGUUUGUUGGUGAGUGGAGAACCUCUGGAUUUUGAAUUUUGACUGGCCCUGGUCCUAAAUCUCGAAGCCAGAAAUUAUACUUUCCAGGUAUUGCAUAUCUCCUCUACGGUAUUCAAUCAUGUUUCAAUCUUCCAAUCUUCUAUUUCUUCCGCCUCGAAUUCAAAAGAAGACUUCACGAUAUUUUCAGAUGUCAAUAUCCAAAUUCGGUUUUCUUCACCGUAAGAAUAAAAAAUUCAAUGAACCUGAGAAAAAUUUAAAUAUUUUUCAGUCAAACAAUGAGAUGAGUCGUCAACAAAUUUCCCGUGUCGGACCAACGAUUUCACGCGUCGGAAGCAGAUGA